AAGUCGUCUUCCUUCCCAGGCCACGUUGAGAAUUUCAUUUUUGCCUUCAAUGUGGAAACACGUAUAGUACACACGCAAUUAGUCAAUAGCAUAGAUCCAAGAGAUCGAACCCAGCUAUAUAUACAACAAGGGGGCCAACGGCUUUUAGUCCAUAUACAAAACUAAACUAACUGAACUCGUCGUCAUGGCAAGUCUUGCUUACUGUGUUUUACUCCUUGUAACCGUUCUCAGUUUCAGCCCAGACAGCUGCUUCUGUGCUGCUCACCAAUCCAAACCAGAACACAAGGCGGCCUUGUUUGUGUUUGGGGACUCGCUCUUUGAUUCUGGGAACAACCAAUACCUCAAUAGUAGUAGCGGCAUGGGAGCGGCAACAACUAAGCUGCCGUACGGAGAAACCUACUUCAAGCACGCCACUGGUCGGGUUUCCGAUGGCCGCGUUGUCCCCGAUUUUAUUGCUCAGUUUGCAAAGCUUCCUAUGCCACCACCAUAUCUGCAACCUGGUGCACAUCACUUUACAGACGGGGUCAAUUUUGCUUCUGCCGGAGCUGGUGUUCUUCCCGGAACUUUCCCCGGAGCGAUAGACUUUCCUACUCAAUUGAGCUAUUUUAAGGCCAUGGAGAAGACACUGAGACAGAGACUGGGUGAUAAGGAAACCAAGAAGUUGCUGGGCAGAGCUGUUUAUUUGUUCAGCAUUGGAGGAAAUGACUACUUUAGCUACGCUUCUAAAAACCCAAAAGCUCUACAGAUCUACAAGAGACAGUAUGUAGCAAUGGUGCUCAGAAACUUGAUCAGUGUGCUCAAAGAAAUAUAUAAUUUAGGAGGAAGGAAAAUUGCAUUUCAGAAUGUAGGACCUCUGGGAUGCGUACCGGCAACGAAAGCAAUGAAUCCUGCACUCGGUAGUAAAUGUUCUGAAGAACCAUUAACACUAGCCAGACUCCAUAACAGAGCCCUAUUCAUUGCCUUCAAGAAGUUAGAGAAGAGCUUACCAGGAUUCAAAUUCUCAAUAUUCGACUACUACAAUGCACUUGGGGACAGAAUCAACAACCCUUCAAAAUAUGGUUUCAAGGAUGGAAAGGCUGCUUGUUGUGGCAGUGGGGCAUAUAGGGGGUCUAAUUGUGGUGGUGGAAGGAAUGGGACAGCAUAUGAACUAUGCAGCAAUCCCAGUGAGUAUGUGUGGUUUGAUGGAGCUCACACAACUGAAAGUGCCAACCACCAACUAGCUGAACUUAUAUGGAAUGGACCACAAAAUAUCACAGGGCCUUACACUGUGAAAAAACUAUUUGAUCUUGCUUAAUUCUAUUACUAGGCUAAUAAGGCUAUGAGUUGGGACUUUUCAGACGUACUUAGCCAUCUUUGAUUAUUGUAUUAAGGAUGACGUGAUUGCACAUCAGCUUCUUUAGAAAUUUGCCUUCAGAGGAUUUUGUAUAUGUCAUAUUGUAAAUCUCAGCCUCUCACAUAACAAUACAAUUACUUUCAGCUGAGCUAUAUA
Rosa chinensis is the source of this 1489-nucleotide messenger RNA. Its product is annotated as GDSL esterase/lipase 1. The transcript has 5 exons. The record is from RefSeq and is a predicted model, not a curated record. Bases 185 to 1294 code for a protein of 369 amino acids. NCBI's taxonomy places the organism in Eukaryota, Viridiplantae, Streptophyta, Magnoliopsida, Rosales, Rosaceae. Gene Ontology annotation, molecular function: hydrolase activity, acting on ester bonds.